GAACCCCCCUCGUUGACAUCAGUAUUUUCUCUAUAUAUACUCUCACUUUCUUUACACUUUUAAUAUUGUUCUAUUCAUAAUCAUGCAAAGCCGUUAUCAGCCUUUAUCUGACGGCGGAGUAAGGUUAGAACUAACCCCCACCACCAAUUCACCGUUAGCCAUCGACGUAACAGAGUCGACGGAGAUGAGAAUCCGGCGAUUGAUCUCCGAGAAUCCCGUCGUGAUCUUCACCCGUUCCGCUUGCUGCAUGUGCCACGUCAUGAAACGGCUGUUAUUAUCCGCCGUUAGCGUUCACCCCAUCGUUAUCGAAUUGGAGGAGGACGAGAUCGCCGCCCUGCCUUGCAGUGCCGCCGCCGCCGAGUACGGUGGUGGUUAUGGGCCGCCGGAGAUGUUCAUAGGAGGGACACAUGUCGGUGGAUUAGAGAGCCUUGUGGCACUUCACCUUAGUGGUCGACUUGUUCCUAAGCUUGUGGAAGUUGGUGCUAUCACAGAUCAUAUGGUAUUGUAAUUAAAGAAUUUUCAUUAUGUUUCUAAAUUUGUAAUUACGUAUUUUAAAAAAUAAAUAAAAGUUUAAUUAGGUUAAAAAUAAUAGUUUUUGUAUUACU
Molecule: messenger RNA, 605 nt
Organism: Nicotiana tabacum (common tobacco)
Lineage: Eukaryota; Viridiplantae; Streptophyta; Magnoliopsida; Solanales; Solanaceae
Source: RefSeq, a predicted model, not a curated record